Molecule: messenger RNA, 1464 nt
Organism: Rasamsonia emersonii CBS 393.64
Lineage: Eukaryota; Fungi; Ascomycota; Eurotiomycetes; Eurotiales; Trichocomaceae
Product: Glycoside hydrolase family 79 protein
Exons: 3
Coding region: 1-1464 (487 amino acids)
Source: RefSeq, a predicted model, not a curated record
AUGGCCACCAUUCUAGCCUUGUCUUCUCUCCUUUUCCAAUCUGUAUCUGCCGCCAAGGAUGUCAUUGCUGUACCAGAGACUACUGCCGCAUCCACUGGCUCGCUAUACUCAUCUCCGAACGUCUACUCGUCGAAUCUUCUUCAAAACAUUGCCGACGCCCAAGGCGGCGAUCUGCCCGUGAUUCGGGUGGGAGGGAAUUCCCAAGAUCGCGCCAUCUAUGACUCCUCUCUCACCGUCCCAACCGCAACCUCCUGUGCCGCUGAUCCCGAAGCAAUCCUGUGCAUUGGAAACUCCCUCUUCGACUCGUACGGCGCCUUUCCCAAUGGCACCAAGUACAGUCAUGGCUUCAAUCUCGCGGCGAACAACGCCUCCGGCUACGAAACGCUGACGGCAACCGUUCCCCUUGCGUGCCAGGCACUGCAGGACGGGCUGCUCGAAGUGUGGGAACUGGGCAACGAGCCCGACUUGUACCGAGGCAAAUGGAGGCCGUCGGACUGGACGGAGGCAGAGUACACGACGGAGUGGCUGAAUGGGACGGAUCGGAUCCGGACGCUGCUUCAGCAGUCCUGUCCGGAGCUGGCAUCCCAACUCGCCUUUAUGGCCCCGUCUCUCAGCAGUCCCGGGUCGGCGCUGAAGCUCAGCAACAUCUUCGCCGCAGGGCUGGACAAGGAGAACACCGUCAAGCAGAUCUCCGUCCACAACUACAUGUCCGGCGCAACCUCCCCCGGCGUGACGCUGCAGAGCACACUCAUGAACCACACUGCUGUCGUGCAAAGCAUUACCAAGCACGUGCAGAAUGCGCAAUCCGUCGCCAGUGUCCCGGCCGACUAUAUCCUGGGCGAGCACAACAGUUUGUACGGGGGCGGCGCGGCCGGACUGUCCAACACAUUUGGCGCAGCGCUGUGGGUGCUCGAGUUCUCUGCCUAUGCGGCCUCGACGGGCGUCAUUAAACGUCUUCACUUCCAUCAGUCGCAGGGUGCGGCGUAUUCCGCCUGGACCCCGGUGGGCUCUCCAGCGACGAAUCCGCCAUACUACGGAAAACUGGCCGCGGCGACGUUCCUGGGCGCGAGCUCGAACGUGCAGGUGAAGGAGGUUUCCCUGCCCGCUGGCAGUGACAGCGAUCUCGACUCCGCCUAUGCUGCGUAUGUCGACGGCAAUCUGACCCGUCUGGCGGUCCUGAACCUACGCCAAUACGACUCCACCUCUGGCGGCGCUCGCCCGUCACAGAACUACACCAUCCAAGUUCCUACAGGCUCGUCCUGGACGGUGAAGAGAUUGACUGCGGCGGGAAGCGACGUGACGACAGGAGUGACGUUCAACGGGUUCGCGUACGAGUAUGAGUCGUUGGGCCAGGCGGUCCGGGUGAACGGGACGACGAGCGACGAGAAGGUGACGGCGGAUGAGAACGGCACGGUGACGAUCACCGUGAGGGAUUCUGAGGCGGUGAUUGCGACGAUAUCAUAA